UUCAUCAGCAGCAACAGUGAGUCAGACACCUCGGUAGCUUGCUAGACAAAUUAGCCGAACCAAUAUAGCUCUUUAGACGCUUUCGUGUAUAUUAGCCACUGUGUUUUAAACCCAUUCCUGUCGUCUACUUAGUUAUCCGAUUUAAUUUCAUAUUUACGGUGUUGUUAUUAGUCAGCAAGCGGGCUGGUUAAGUUAGCAUUAGCCUAGCUAACAUCCCCGACCAUGCGGUCACUAAGCUACUCCCCUGCUAAAGGAGAGGGGGAUAUCACAGUAAAACAAGAAGUAGAGAGUGGGGCCUUUACUGUGAAAGAAGAGGACGCGUUCAGAGUGAAAGACGAGGAAGAUAUCACAGUAAAACAAGAAGUAGAGAGUGGGGCCUUUACUGUGAAAGAAGAGGAGGACGCGUUCAAAGUGAAAGACGAGGAAGAUAUCACAGUAAAACAAGAAGUAGAGAGUGGGGCCUUUAGUGUGAAAGAAGAGGAGGACGCGUUCAGAGUGAAAGAGGAGGAUGGUGUUACAGUGAAAGGAGAGCAUGUAGUUUAUGGCGUGAAAGAGGAGGGGGAGGAGAUGACUGUUACAUCGAAAAAGGGGGAAGAGGAGGAACGUGGAUAUCUGGUUCCGGUUUCCCAAACGCAUCUUAAGGCGUCCAAUGGUUCUAACGAUGAACUCAACCGUAAGAUGGUUUUGAGAAACCGUUCCCUGAUUAACACUAGAGAGAGACGUGACUAUCGUGGAUCCUCUGGGGAGCCUCAACAACCUCAUGAUGCUGAGGAGACAGAGAAGAGUCUCUCCACAUUAGAACACCUCAAUAAACACCCGCAGAGACCCACAGGGAAGAGAACUCACUGCUGCUCUGACUGUGGGAAGAGAUUCACAUCAUCAGGCAUUAAAAUUCAUCAGAGAACACACACAGGAGAGAAAUCUUAUAGCUGUGAUCAAUGUGGGAAGAGUUUUAAUUUAUCUGGCAAUCUGACUCAACACCAAAGAACACACACAGGAGAGAAACCUUAUAGCUGUGAUCAAUGUGGGAAGAGUUUUGCUCAAUCUGGCCAGCUGACCCGACACCAGAGAACACACACAGGAGAGAAACCUUAUAGCUGUAAUCAAUGUGGGAAGAGUUUUAAUUUAUCUGGCAAUCUGACUCAACACCAAAGAACACACACAGGAGAUAAACCUUAUAGCUGUGAUCAAUGUGGGAAGAGUUUUGUUUAUGCUUGCCAUCUGACUCAACACCAGAGAAUACACACAGGAGAGAAAUCUUAUAGCUGUGGUCAAUGUGGGAGGAGUUUUUGUCGAUCUGGAGAACUGACAGUGCACAAGAGAAUACACACAGGAGAGAAACCUUAUAGCUGUGAUCAAUGUGGGAAGAGUUUUGUUCAAUCUGGCCAGCUGACCCGACACCAGAGAACACACACAGGAGAGAAACCUUAUAGCUGUAAUCAAUGUGGGAAGAGUUUUGCUAGAUCUGGCUAUCUUACUUUACACCAGAGAACACACACAGGAGAGAAACGUUAUAGCUGUAAUCAAUGUGGGAAGAGUUUUACUAGAUCUGGCUAUCUGACUUUACACCAGAGAAUACACACAUAAGAUAAAUCCUUACAGCUGUGCUCAAUGUGGGAAGAGUUUUACUGAGUCUAGCACUGACUAAUCACCAUAGAACACACACAGGAGAGAAAUCUUAUAGCUGUGACCAGAGUUAAUCUGCUAAAAUAUCAGAAAAUACAUACAUGGAGUUGUUUCAUGAUAUCAAUGAAUUAAUGUCACAAUGUUUUAACAUUGUAUUAGUCUCAAUGUAGAAGCCUUCAGCGAGAUGCAGUGCCUUAGACCGCUGCGCCGCUCGUGUGAUAAAGGUGUGGGAUUCUGGGUAAUCCACAGCAGAUUUAUGGAGAACUUGAAAAUUGAGUGGUCCUGGGAUAGAAAUGUAUAAAAUUGACAUUACAUCAUUAAAUCCACGUUUUAAAUCAUACAUUAGCAAUUUAUGUUUUAGUAACUACUGUUGUUGGUUUGGCGUCAAGUCAGCCUCUUUGUAUGUUAUUUGCCAAAUCUCUGUUUUCCAUGUGGGUUUUAUGCUAAAGAUCCCUCUUUCAAGUUGGUAUCUAACUGGAAAAUGCAUCUUCUUUAGGAGUGCUAUUUGUACCCUGUUCACUACUGAUCGUUCAUCCACACUGUGGGGGCGGCAGGGUAGCCUAGUGGUUAGAGCAUUGGACUAGUAACCGAAAGGUUGCAAGUUCAAAUCUCCGAGCUGACAAGGGUCAUUUAUGACAAAAGUAUAAAGUAUAUGUUUUACAAACUCAUGAACACCAGCGAGUUUAUCAGCCCGGUUUUGUUAGUUUAGGUGUAUUAUACUUCUUCGCCACCUGAGGGGGACAUUGAGUAAUUUUCCAUGUCAAUUUGAUAUAUUUUGAUACUAAAAUGGAUGACGCGAUAUUCUGAUGUUGUGAAUAUGAGACACAUGGAAACAAUUGAUUCAUUUAUAAUAGUAAAUGAGGAAUUAGUAGGAAUUGUUAAAUCCACUAUACGAUCACAAUAACUUUGAUAGACAUUUCAACUGUUUUUUUUGUUAGUAUAUUACAGGGCAGAUUAAUGUAGAAUUGCUGUGGGAGUGGUAUUUAUAUCCCGUCACUACUGAUCAUUCAUCCAUACUGUGUGUGUCCCAUCAUUGCAGCUUUGGAAAUAAAUGAACUAUCCAUUCAUUGCUC
This is a messenger RNA of Oncorhynchus mykiss (rainbow trout), 2699 nucleotides long. Lineage: Eukaryota; Metazoa; Chordata; Actinopteri; Salmoniformes; Salmonidae. The record is from RefSeq and is a predicted model, not a curated record.